This is a messenger RNA of Loa loa (African eye worm), 761 nucleotides long. RefSeq lists its product as hypothetical. Bases 24 to 761 code for a protein of 245 amino acids. Lineage: Eukaryota; Metazoa; Nematoda; Chromadorea; Rhabditida; Onchocercidae. The transcript has 7 exons. The record is from RefSeq and is a predicted model, not a curated record.
UCGUGCAAAAUCAAUCUGUUAAUAUGGUUGAAAUGAAUGGACAGCACAAAUCGUCAAUUUUGUCACGAAAAGGGCGGAAAAUUCCGCAUGCGGUUGAAUUUGCGGAUCCUAUUCAGCAAUCAUUUUCACCAAGUACAAGUAGCAUAGAUGAAACGACAAGUAGCUGGACAGCAGAUGAAGGACAACUGAUUGAAGAUGACAUUCCAUCUGUUAGCGCAAAAUAUCCACAAUGGAAUGAGAAAUUUCCAAAUUUUCCAUCAAAUAAUACUUAUGUUAUGGAAAUAAUCAUUGGAAGUGUUCGUAUUAGUGAACUUUCAAAAUUGAUCGAUCCUUUAUACAAUAAUCAAUUCAUCAGUAUAGAAUGGAAAUUUUUGGAUUUUUCAUCGGACGAAUGUGAAACCAUCGGUGAACCAUUGUCACUUCCACGUGACACACAAACAACAGCUGAUUUUAACUUCCACAAAUUAUAUACGUUGAAUGAUCGACAAUAUCGCUUAUUGCGCCAAUGGAUUGAACAUGGGAAUAGAUUGGAAGUAAGUUUGGUAAGUACUGGGAAUAAUUUGAAAUCAAGUGAAGAUUUAGGCGUGGCAUACGUUGAAUUAGGUGCGCAACAUAAUGCAGAAAAGCAAUUGAUACGAUUUAUUGACAUAGAUGACGCUGAGAUCGCAAAUGUUGACAUAAGCAUAUCAUACAGUAAACAUUUACUGGAACAACUUCAAGAUAUUGGAAAAGUUUUGGAAAAUGUUUUGGAAAAUGAAUAA